AUGCCUCCAUAUACACAGUUGCCAGCGAUUCGUUUGCCAGAGCCAUACAAUACCGUUUAUGAACUUCUUGAAUUCCCCGGUGACGGACCCUUGGUUAAAGUAUACCAGCUUCAGCUGCCUGCAGCUGUGAACCAGGAACGAUUGCCGCAAGCCCUUCAUCACCCUACUCUCCAAUUCUCAGAGCUAGCUUGCGAGGACACGACUUCGAUUCCGAAGGGCAACAACUCUCCCUGGGCACGAGCCCAGCGCAGCCCACGGUCAGUGAUUCAGUGGCAUGGCCCCGAGGAGCCUACCGUAGCGCAAAUAUGGAUUGUUGUCUACGCUACCUUUUCGAUUCAUCCCAACGUUGAGGCUUUCAGGAUCAAGCUCUCAGGAACAAAUGAACUAAAGAUAGCACAUUGCCUCCAAGCUGUGGGCUUGGCCGUGCGGCACCCAGGCCCGUCCGCGCCGCCCGGCCAGCCGAUACCAGUAUCGCAUGGUCAUGAAGGGAUGCUGGUGGUGCCCAGAAGCUCAUUUUGGCAGGGUGCCGGGUCUCCAUUCGGACCAAGGCCGGUGUGGGCGGCAGGAUCUGGCGCCCAUGGUUCUCCAGACUCUGCGUUCCCGCCUCGACCCCUGGAAUAUACCGUCACGACAAAGUUUCCGGCGGCACGGGUGCACACACGUCAUCCAAUCAGGCCCCCCAAGCCCGCGCGAGGAACAACGAUUUACAGCCGGUAUAUCCCUCAUCUUAGGGAGACUUUCUCCAUGGUUGCCCUGGAUUGGCAGAAUGAAGAACACGUCAAUUACUUCCAUACCUGGCAAAAUGAGCCGCGAGUGGCCCAGAGCUGGAAUGAAACGGGAACUCUUGAGGAGCAUCGCGAGUACCUUCGCAAAAUGCACGAAGACGAUCACCAAUUUCCCGUCUUGGGAAAAUUUAAUGAUAAUUUCUUUGCGUACUUUGAAAUAUACUGGGCAAAGGAGGACCAUGUCGGCACAUAUUACGAUGCUGCCGACUACGAUAGAGGCCGUCAUUUCCUAGUGGGAGAUGAAAGGUUCCGUGGGCCACAUCGAGUUAAAGCAUGGCACGCCAGCUUAACCCACUACAUGUUCCUUGAUGAGCCUCGAACCACUCUGGUAGUUGGCGAGCCCAGGGCGUCUGGAGCCAAGGUUCUUGGGUACGAUAAAGCAAAUGGAUAUUCUAUUGACAAAUGGAUUGACCUACCUCAUAAACGUGCUGCAUUGGUCAAAUGCUCCCGUGAGAGGUUCUUCCAGUUGUGUCCCUUUGAAUACGAGCGUUCCGCUAUGUAG
Messenger RNA from Ophidiomyces ophidiicola, 1287 nucleotides. RefSeq lists its product as uncharacterized. Gene Ontology annotation, biological process: siderophore biosynthetic process. The record is from RefSeq and is a predicted model, not a curated record. NCBI's taxonomy places the organism in Eukaryota, Fungi, Ascomycota, Eurotiomycetes, Onygenales, Onygenaceae. The transcript is spliced from 2 exons. Bases 1 to 1287 code for a protein of 428 amino acids.